Diospyros lotus (date-plum) is the source of this 886-nucleotide messenger RNA. RefSeq names its product norbelladine synthase-like. Gene Ontology annotation, biological process: defense response; abscisic acid-activated signaling pathway. Lineage: Eukaryota; Viridiplantae; Streptophyta; Magnoliopsida; Ericales; Ebenaceae. The transcript has 2 exons. The record is from RefSeq and is a predicted model, not a curated record. Gene Ontology annotation, molecular function: protein phosphatase inhibitor activity; abscisic acid binding; signaling receptor activity. The coding region runs from base 101 to 571 and encodes 156 amino acids. Gene Ontology annotation, cellular component: cytoplasm; nucleus.
CCGUCGAUCGAUAUAAAUACAGAUGUAGAUAUCGAGGAUCAACAUCAUCUUCAGAACACUUUAAUUUAAUCGCCGGAAUCGGUCAAUCGGAGAAGUAAAGAUGCACGGUUGCCUUUCUCACGAGGUAGAAGUGAACGUCCCGGCGAGCACGGCUUGGGAAGCCUAUAAAGGCCUCAAGCUCGCUCUCCUCGUCGGCGAACAGCUCAAAGACGUUCUUGAGAAAAUUGUGGUCAUCGAAGGCGAAGGCGGACCUGGCACUAUCAUCGAGCUCGUUUUCAAGCCAGGCAUUCCCGGGAUCACCUCUUACAAGGAGAAGUUUACGAUUGUCGAUCAUGAGAAGCGAAUCAAGCAGACGGAGGUGAUCGAAGGAGGAUAUCUUGACAUAGGAUUUACGCACUAUGGGGUUCUGUUUGAGGUGAUCGAGAAGGGCGCGGAUUGCUGCAUCACCAAAGCCACUAUUGAGUACGAUUUGAAGGAAGAGUUCGCUGCGAAUGCUUCCGUUGUCUCCAUCCAGCCUGUGCAAAUGCUCCUGGAAUUCGGAGCCAAGUACCUCUUGGAAAACAAGAGCUAAGUAAUGAACUGCUAAAGAACAGAGUUCAGACGCCAGAUCGAUGCUGGUGAACUGUGCUAGCUCUGGAUCUUUGGUUACGUCUAUCUUUCUUUCUAUGCAUAUGUAUGAUCUUCUCUCGUAUUGUUUGUUUGCAAAUCCUUGUUCGACACCGUUCGCCGGAGUCUUGAGAGGAACCAUUUGCCAGCGAGCAUCUAUCGUCACUUUCCCCUUAUAAUUUGUGGUUUUCUCUGUUGUACUGAUCUGAUCGCAUCCAUAGGUUUCCAUGUGUAAUCGGUUGAGUUGAAUAAAUUAUUAACAAUAUCAACUUCCAAACUA